CAGCCACCGGUGCCGACGACCAGUCUGCCGACUUGAACGAGAAGCCGGUCGUGCCAUCAACCAUCAGCUGAUUUCAGGCGAUCAGUACCGCGUGAAGGGCAUGCGAGACAGCCGGUACUCGUGACGGUGUUGUGCACACGAGAUUUUCUCUUCUAGGUUUUUACAUUUCCAUUGUGGCGGUGCAGUGAUACGAUGUGAACAUGAGCGUGUGCGACGGCAUGGUUGAUGGGGUGACUUCUCCCGGCUGCUACGGCCGAUCGGGCAUACUGGAGACGCACGUGCGCGGCCAGUGGUACCGGGUCUUCGUCACCCUCGAGGACGAUUGUCUCAGCAUUACGCUGGACGAGUCGUACGAGAACACGACCACGUUGAAUGGCACCCUCAACAACAACAUUGAAACACCCAGCGGACUGAGUGACUCGCCCGACGUGCCGGACUCGGUGGCCAAUCAGAAGCGUCUCGUGCGGGUUUGCAAGUCCGAGAACAACGGGCUCGGCAUCUCCAUAAAAGGGGGCAAAGAGAACAAGAUGCCGAUUUUGAUAAGCAAGAUUUUUAAAGGGAUGGCGGCAGAUCAAACCGAACAGUUGUAUGUUGGUGAUGCGAUUUUGUCUGUAAACGGCGACGAUCUGCGUGAAGCCACUCACGAUGAGGCCGUCAAAGCUCUGAAACGGGCCGGCAAAGUCGUGGAACUUGAAGUGAAAUAUCUGCGGGAGGUGACGCCUUACUUCAGAAAAGCCAGCAUAAUAUCCGAAGUGGGCUGGGAACUGCAAAGGGGUUUUCUCACUGGGGCACCGCCGGCGGUAAAGUCUCCCCAAAGGGCUGACACUCGUUACCUGCCGCUGCAACUUUGCCACCUCGCCAGGAACUUCAGGUAUCCGGAUCCAGAGAGUCGAACAUUGGAACUGCACUCGCCGGACGCGGUGCACAGUUGUGUGCUGCGAGCUGUCGAUCCCGCGGAGGCUGUCACAUGGUUCAACACUCUACACUCCGCCCUAGCCGUCCUCAACACCGCCGCCCUCCACGAAGCCUCCAGGGCCAUCCCCGAUUUACGACACAUUGGAUGGCUUCUGCGGCGACCUCGAAUCGAAAACAACAUGUCGAGCUCGGAGAGUUCGGACGACAUGGAUCGGUGGCAGUCGGUGUUCGCCGCGGUGACGGACAGCGAGCUGCGUUUCUACGAGAGCGCCCCGUGGUCGGGGGAGGCGUGGCGGGCGCCGGCCGAAGCUUACUCGCUGAUCGCCACCAGGUUGGUGGGUUCCGGAAGACGGGCAGAGCUUCCGGAGUUCAGUAUACGCUGCGCGACGGUGGACGGAGUGAUCACCCAUCAUCUGCGCGCUGAGACGCAUCGCGACCUGGCCGAGUGGGCGAAGGCUCUAGUCAAUGGCAGCCAUGCCAGUGCUGUGACGCAGCGCGAAUUAGUGUGUAGGUGCUUGUGGAAGGGUAGACCGGCACAAUUGGUCAUACACUACGAAAACGGGUUCACGUUGUUGGAAGGCGGGACUGGUUCACGGACACUGUGGAGGUACCCGUUCGAUCGGCUACGGAAUUCCUCCGAUGACGGCAAGAGAUUUCUUUGGCUCGACUUUGGGGCUGGAGAGGACGGAGAUGUGGAACUCGACAUGGAGGGAUGUCCAAAACCGAUUGUCUUCAUACUACACAACUUUUUAUCUGCCAAAAUCCAUCGAUUGGGUAUCAGCGCCUAACUCGUUGGACACAAGUUCCAAAACGAAGCCAGUUUAUUUGUAAACAAGAAAGAAUUAUUUUGUCAAUUAAUCUAGAUAGAUACUUAUUUAGUGUUAAAUAUAUCAAUAAAUCAUUUCAUUUAUUUUUUGUAUAAAAAAAACUAUAAAAAAACUAUCGGUCUAUUUAAAAAAAUUUGUGCCUUUACAGCAUGUUUUAUACGUUCCGAAAAUGGUACAAAUAAUGAUGUUUCUACAUUUGUUCGAUAAUCUAUGACAAUAGCCGCAUUCCAAUGAUACAGACUAGUCACAUAACUAAAAUUUAGUUACUCAGGUAUUAACAACUAUCAUUUACAACAAUCUGCGUAACGCACAACUCUUAAGUUAGUUUAAUUGUACUUUUACUGGCUACGAACAAAAUGUGAUGUUUAUUUUUCGCCAUUUUGGUAGCCUGUGGAUGUUUUACAAUAUAAAACUCGAUUAUUGUGAAAUAUCCCAAUUGGUGUAAUUCAGAUAUUACAAACUUAAACUUAUACUUAAUGUGGUUGUUUUAGCUACGAAAUUGGAAUCGAUUACGUAAUGGUCACAGUUUAACAAAAAUAAAAGACGUGCCAAAAUUGCCGCUCAUAAAAUCUUACAACCAGAGAAGAUAUUGUUGAUUUCUGUAUACCGAAUCCAUACAAUAAAGUCUUUUAUUGUGCCAUUGACCGUUCAAACUAAGACGAUGGACUAUAAAAAAUUUUUGCUAAAGAUAAUAAUGAUGGAUUUUAGCACGUUUGAUGUCGCAUAUCAGCGCGAUUUGUUCGGGGCGUUCGGACAAUCUAAGAAAAGCAAUAUCAUCCCGACCACAAAAGCUAAUGUCCGUCAAAUGUGUCCCAUACAUCUCUGUGUCGAAAUGUUACUGUGACAUUACGUUCGCCAUUUUAUUAUGUCAAGGACACAAUGCCAGAUUAAUACCUACCACCAAAAACCCGCUACCGGGAUCAAAAGUGAAAAAAUGGAGGCUUUACUUUGGCAUUUUGCAAUGCAAAUUCUUAGUCGGCGUCACAAGUUGAAUUUGUCAUUUUGUCGCACAUCCAAUUCGUUUGGCCAUAGAAUGCGUUUGUGGGCUGGCUGAAGUAACCAUUUUAAAUAAAUUUACAAUCAAAAUGAAAAAAAAAGUGUAUGAACAAUUUUUAAUCAAAACAAACUUAUAUAAUAGUUUAUACAAGCUUUUGUAUUAUGCAUAUCAUUUUAAGAACAAUAAAACAAAACGUAUUGUAUAUUACUAGGUAAUGUAAACUAACUCUUCCAUAACUAAUGUAAGUGUGUUGUCUGAUAUGUAUCAAAGCUUACCUGGACAUUGGGUGAAUUGUAUAGCUUUUUACUGUUAUAUUGUAUAGAUAAGGUGUAGGAAUUUAAUACUAAGGUUAGUGAUAUUGUAAAUAAUAUAUAAUCUCCGCAGAAAUGUAUUGUAUCUUAGCAAUAAAUGUGUAUUAAAAUAAAAUCACUAAAAUUA
Messenger RNA from Aethina tumida (small hive beetle), 3177 nucleotides. Its product is annotated as beta-1-syntrophin. Gene Ontology annotation, cellular component: dystrophin-associated glycoprotein complex; intracellular anatomical structure. Lineage: Eukaryota; Metazoa; Arthropoda; Insecta; Coleoptera; Nitidulidae. The record is from RefSeq and is a predicted model, not a curated record. Bases 201 to 1703 code for a protein of 500 amino acids. Gene Ontology annotation, molecular function: protein binding; structural molecule activity. The transcript has 6 exons.